AUGAUUCGGACAGGCUUCUCUUAUGCUGCCGCUGCCAUGGUGUUGCAACCGGAAGUCCCACACCAUGUUCUAUUAACCACCACACCAAGUGAGGGUGAAGACAGACCCCCCUCUCCAGCACCCAGUGGUGUAUCCAUGCAGAGUGACCAUUCAAUGGGCCACCCUGCCACCUUUAAUGAUGGAAGAACAUCACAGAGAAGUGAGGGUGAAGACAGACCCCCCUCUCCAGCACCCAGUGGUGUAUCCAUGCAGAGUGACUAUUCAAUGGGCCACCCUGCCACCUUUAAUGAUGGAAGAACAUCACAGAGAAGCACAGAUCAUCUCAACCAAAAACCUGCUAACAAGCUACAGAAGAAGAUCACAGACUUCAUCAGCGUCUUUGAUGAAGUGGAAAAGAAGAUCCUGAGGUUUGUAAAGAAGGAACUGGAAAUGUUUAAAAAUCUUUUGAAAGAAGAAAACACAAACUAUAACGAGGAAAUGAAGGAUGAGAAGAGGUUCAGUCUGAGAGACUCUGCUCUUAAUAUGAUAUUUCAUUUUCUGAAGACGAUGGAACGUGAUGAUAUCGCUGAUGCUCUUCAGACCAAUGUGCUGAUUGGGUUUCAACAGCACAAACUGAAACUGAUACUGAGAAAGAAGUAUCAUUACGCGUGGGAAGGAAUUUCAAAACAAGGAGAGUCCGCCAUUUUAAAUCAGAUUUACACGGAUCUCUACAUCACUGAAGCAACUCAGAUACAGCAGGAGCGACAACUUGAAUGCCAGAACAUGUUUGAACCACUGCCUGGACAAGACAAGGUAAUCAGAACGGUGCUGACACAGGGCGUGGCUGGCAUUGGAAAAUCCAUCUGUGUGCAGAAGUUUGUUCUUGACUGGGCUACAGAUAAAAAAUAUCAGGACAUCAAAUUAUUGUUUCCUCUGCCUUUCAGAGAACUAAACUUGAAGAAAGAAAAGCGCAGCCUGAUGGACAUCAUCUACGAGUUUUUCCCUGAAACUAAAGGACUGAGGUUCACAGACAGGUAUAAAGUCAUGUUCAUCUUUGAUGGACUUGAUGAAUGUCGACUCCCUUUGGCAUUCCAGGAAAAUAAGACACUGACAAAUGCAUCGAUGCCAGCCACACUGGACGUUAUACUAACCAGCCUCAUCAAAGGAGACCUGCUUCCCUCAGCUCUGAUCUGGAUAACCACUCGACCUGCUGCAGCUGCUAGGAUCCCUGCUGAAUGUGUGGAACGGGUGACGGAAAUCCGAGGCUUCAAUGAUCAACAGAAGGAGGAGUACUUCAGAAAAAGAAUCAGUGAUGAGAGCCUCGCCAACAAUAUCAUCAAACACAUUAAAGCAUCUCGGAGUCUCUUCCUCAUGUGCCACAUUCCUGUCUUCUGCUGGAUUUCAGCCUCAGUUCUGGAGAAGAUUUUAAAGGAAACAGAAGAUGAAGAGACACCAAAGACGCUGACUGAGAUGUACACCUAUUUUCUGAUCUUCCAGACCAUCCAGGGGAACCUGAAGUAUACGGGAAAAAACUCCUCAGAUAUUCCAUGGGAUAAAGAGGCCAUACUGGCACUGGGAAAGCUGGCAUUUUAUAACCUGGAAAAAAGCAACCUGAUUUUUUAUGCAGAAGAUCUAGAAGAGUGUGGAAUUGAUGUCAGUAAAAUCUCUGCAUACUCUGGCCUGUGCACUCAGGAAACAAGCAGGUUUCACGACACAGUUUUUAGCUUUGUGCAUCUGAGCAUUCAGGAGUUUAUCGCCUCUUUAUAUGCAUACAUGCGUCUCAUAAAUGAAAAUGUGAAUGUUUUCGACCAAGAGUCGACAUCAGCAGAGAUUCCUGAGGAGAAAACUAUGGAACUGCUCAGGACAGCAGUGGACAAAGCUUUGGAGAGCAAUAGUGGACACCUUGAUCUUUUCCUUCAUUUCCUUCUGGGUCUUACAGUUGACUAUAAUCAAAAACUCAUACGAGGUCUGUUGAAGUCCAGUGGAAGAAGCUCUGACUACCAGAAAGAAAUUGCUCAGUACAUCAAGAUGAAGUUUGAUGAAAACCCAUCUCCAGAGAGAUCCAUCAACCUGUUCUACUGUCUGAAAGAGUUAAACGAUGAUACUUUAGUAAAAGAGAUCCAAAACCACUUAAGAUCGGGUCGUUUGUCUGAAGCUGAACUCUCACCUGCACAGUGGUCUGCUCUGGUCUUUGUGUUGCUGACAUCAGAGGAAGAUCUGGAUGUUUUUGACCUACAGAAGUUCAUAAGAUCAGAUGAAUGCUUUAGGAGGCUGCUGCCAGUCGUCAAGGAGUCCAAAAGAGCUCUACUCAGUAGCUGUAACCUGACAGACAGAAGCUGCUCAGAUUUACUCACGAUUCUUAAUUCUCAAUCCAAACUGACCGAGGUGGAUCUGAGCAACAACGACCUGCAAGAUUCAGGAGUAGAGCUGAUAUCUGCUGGACUGAAGAAUCAGAACUGUAAACUGGAGAUACUGAGCUUGAGGAACUGCAGCAUUACAGAUAAAAGUUGUACUGAUCUGAAAUCAGCUCUUGAUGUAAAUCCAUCACACCUGAAAGAUCUGGAUCUGAGUAACAAUCAUCUAGGAGAUUUAGGAGUGAUUCAGAUCUCUCAUCUACUGAAGAAUCCACAGUUCAAACUCCACAAACUCACAUUAUCAGAUUGUGGUGUAGGAGAGGAAGGUUAUGUUGCUCUGGCUGAAGCUCUGAGAUCAAACCCAUCAUCAGAGCUGAUGGAGCUGGAUCUCAGAGGGAACCAUCCUGGAGAUUCAGGAGUAAAACCGCUCUAUGAGUUACUAGAUAAUCCAGAAUCUAAACUGAACACAUUGAGGUUGUUGGGUGCUGCUGCAGAAGAAGCUUUCAAUGAUCUAAAGAAGGUUGUGAGUAUAAACCUGUUAGUAGAGAGAGAGCUGGAUCUGAGUCAGAAGAUACAUGGAGAUUCAGGAGUGAAGAAGCUCUCAGAGCUACUGAACGAUCCACACUGCAGACCCACCACACUCAGGUUGUGUGGGUGCAGCUUAACAGAGAACGACUGCACUACUCUGGUUUCAGCUCUCAGUAUAAACCCAUCACACCUGACUGAUCUGGAUCUGAGUAAAAAUCCCAUAGGAAACUCAGGAGUGAAGGAGCUCGUUCCUCUACUGCAGAAUCCUCACUGCAAACUGCAGAAACUCCAGAUUAAUGACGAUGAUCUAACGAUGGAGAGCUGUUCAGCUCUAUCUGAAGUUCUGAGAUCAGGAUCCUCCGGUCUGAGAGAGCUGGACCUGAGCAACAACAACCUACAGAACUCUGGAGUAAAGAAGCUCUGUGAAGGACUGAAGAAGAAAGAGUGUAAACUGGAGGUUCUAAGAUUAUCAGAUUGUGGUGUAGGAGAGAAAGGCUUUGCUGCUCUGGCUGAAGCUCUGAGAUCAAACCGUUCAUACAUGAAGGAGCUGGAUCUCAGAGGGAACCAUCCUGGACAAUCAGGAGUGCAGAAGAUCUGUACCGUAUGUAAGGCUGGAUGGUUAAACUGGACAAAUGAAAUUAAACUGAGAUUUGAUAAACCAGUUGGAUCUACACAUCCUGGACAAGGCCAAAAUAAGCCUGAAGAUCAGCAGACUCCUGAACCUGGCAGCUUCUCUUCAUCACAAAAACCAGCAAAAUAUAAAGAAACUCAAAACACAGAUCAGGGGGAGAGUUUCUCAUCCACUUCAGACAGUAAAAACAAACUGUACACUGAACCGAGACAAUUCAACAAAACUCUUGCUGAUAUUAAGCUUCAGGUGAUUUUCACUGCACCUUGUAGUGAAGCUCUCGAUCAGUCCUCUGUACUCCUCCUCGUUGUCCCUGGUGAUACAUCCAACAAUGGAGGAGUCAUUGGAGAACUUCUGGAGGUGGCAGGAAGCAGAGUUAGUAUCAGAGGUGUAUACCAUGAAGAGGAAUGGUGGUAG
This is a messenger RNA of Trichomycterus rosablanca, 3906 nucleotides long. RefSeq names its product NACHT, LRR and PYD domains-containing protein 12-like. Gene Ontology annotation, biological process: intracellular signal transduction. Gene Ontology annotation, molecular function: protein binding. The transcript has 18 exons. NCBI's taxonomy places the organism in Eukaryota, Metazoa, Chordata, Actinopteri, Siluriformes, Trichomycteridae. Bases 1 to 3906 code for a protein of 1301 amino acids. The record is from RefSeq and is a predicted model, not a curated record.